GGUUUGUGCAGAGCCUCGGUGGGAAGCCCUAGGAUCUGGUAUCACAGAGACAGGUAUUAAGCACUUCACGAGGGCAAGCAUUUUCCGACGUGCUGUUUGAAGCAUACCAGGAAGCGUGUCCCUCCACACGGUCCAGUGCUGUUCACCAGGUGUUGUAAAUGCCAUUGAGACCCCUGUCCCAGCAGGGUCGGUGCUAACUUACUCCAGCCCCCAGUGCCUGUGGCUGCCUUGUUUUGUGGCUGAAUGUGCAAUCCGGCACAUUUUCCUUAGUGAAAAAAGCAGCAGGGAGCGGCCGAGCGUGGGAGGGCUGGGCUCGCCCCGUUUGGCUGCAGCCUGGAUUAGAACAACAUAAACAACAUAAAAUUUUUAUCUCGCCUCUUUUUUUUUGGACUGCAUAGGGAUCAUCCUAGUGGUGCAGCCUUGCUCCUUUGCAAUGUUUUCUUUCCAGUGUCAUUCAGAGGGACAUCAGGUAUGUCUGUCUGUAGCCUGCUGCCCUUUGUCCCUGUUGCCGUUGGAAGAAUUGAGAGGUCUUUGGCGACAGAAGGGAGGGGAAAAGGGCUGAGAGUGGAGGAGCCAGGCCUGGGAGAGCAGGGAGCUGCAAGCCAGGUGUGAGGGAGCUGCGGCGGGCGUUCUGCGCUCUGAGUUACAAAGCGGGCAGGAAUGCAGCCAGCCAGGGCGUGAGCUCCGUGGAUGGGAGGCAGGAAGAGCCGUCGGUCCCUUCCGUCUCCAUCCACCUCUCCGAGCCUGGCCUUGGCCUUCCCCACCCCUUUGAUUAUUCAUUAACUGCAGUCCAGGAAGUGCUUUGCAAAUGGUGAAAAUUAAGCCCGCGGCUUGAGGCCUGAGGUUUGUCUGACCUGGAGCUAUCUCCUCCUCAGUCCGCCUGGGAGCAGGCGGAGUUCGGGGUUCGCCUGUGCGGAUCGGGCUCAGGUGAGUCACGGGAGGUGCUGCACCCGCAAGCACUGCCAGCUGCUGCUCCAGCGCCCGGCACUCACCGCCAUCAGCAUCCACCCCUCCUCUAUCAAGGUCUUUCAUCUCUCUCUCAAAUCCGUUUCAAGAUCCUUUCUUGGUAAUUCCAAUAUUGCUUUAUUUUCUUUAGUAGGACCCCCUUGGUUGAGGGCUGUGGUACUUCCUCCACCAGCUCCUGUCAGUCCUCCAUCAGUGGGGAUCUGAGAGACAAGACCCUGAUGCCAUCCCGUGGGUGGUUUCACCGUGACCUGAGUGGGCUGGAAGCUGAAGCCUUACUGAAGGGACGAGGUGUCCAUGGGAGCUUCCUGGCCAGACCCAGUCGGAGGAAUCAGGGGGAUUUUUCCCUUUCAGUCCGGGUUGGUGAUCAGGUAACCCACAUCCGCAUCCAGAAUACUGGGGAUUUCUAUGACCUGUAUGGAGGGGAGAAGUUUGCCACCUUGUCAGAACUGGUGGAGUACUACACACAGCAACAGGGCUCGCUGCAGGACAAAGAUGGAACCAUCAUCGACUUGCGAUACCCGCUCAACUGUUCUGACCCCACGACAGAGAGGUGGUACCAUGGGCAUCUGUCAGGCCCUGCAGCCGAGUCACUGCUCCAGGCCAAAGCUACCCCUUGGACCUUCUUGGUGCGGGAGAGCCUCAGCAAACCUGGGGACUUUGUCUUGUCUGUCCUCACCGACCAACCUAAACCUGGGUCUGAUGCUCCAGCUGGGGCAACCGGUGCCUCUGGGACCCGGCUCAAAGUCACACACAUCAAGAUCAUGUGUGAGAAUGGACGCUACACAAUUGGAGGGGCUGAGAUGUUUGACAGCUUGACAGAUCUGGUGGAGCACUUCAAGAAGAUUGGAAUUGAAGAGAUAUCUGGUUCCUUUGUGUACCUGAAGCAGCCCUACUAUGCUACGAGGGUGAAUGCUGCUGACAUUGAGAACAGAGUGCAGGAACUGAACAAGAAGACAAGUCUGUCUGAGGAGACGUCCAAGGCUGGAUUCUGGGAGGAAUUUGAUAGCCUGCAAAAACAGGAAGCCAAGCACCUGUUUGACCGUCAUGAGGGCCAGAGACCUGAAAAUAAGAGCAAGAACCGAUACAAGAACAUAUUGCCCUUUGAUCACUCCAGAGUCAUCCUCCAGGGAAGAGACCCAAAUAUACCUGGAUCUGACUACAUCAAUGCCAACUAUGUCAAGAACACCUUGAUCAGCCCAGAUGAGUGCACCAAGACCUACAUCGCCAGCCAGGGGUGCCUGGAUGCCACAGUCAAUGACUUGUGGCAAAUGGUGUGGCAGGAGAACACACGCAUUAUUGUGAUGACAACACGGGAGGUGGAAAAAGGCCGGAACAAAUGUGUGCCUUACUGGCCAGAGCUGGGCAGCACGAAGGAAUAUGGUCCCUACCUUGUGCAGAACGCUGGGGAGCACGAUGCACUGGAGUACAAACUCCGGCACCUCUGUGUGUGCCCCAAGGAUAACGGCAAGGCUGUGCGUGAGAUCUGGCAAUACCAGUACCUGAGCUGGCCUGACCAUGGUGUACCCAGUGAGCCGGGAGGAGUCCUCAGCUUCCUUGACCAGAUAAACCAGAAGCAAGAGAGCAUCCCCAACGCAGGGCCUAUUCUGGUACACUGCAGUGCUGGGAUUGGCCGCACUGGGACUAUCAUCGUCAUUGAUAUGAUAGUGGAAACAAUCUCCACCAAGGGGCUGGACUGUGACAUUGACAUCCAGAAGACCAUCCAGAUGGUGAGGGCCCAGCGAUCUGGGAUGGUGCAGACAGAGGCCCAGUACAAGUUCAUCUACAUGGCCAUCUGCCAGUUCAUAGAGGCAACCAAGAAAAAGCUGGAAGUUAUUCAGUCUCAGAAAGGCAAGCCAAACGAGUGCGAGUAUGGGAACAUCGCCUACCCCCCAGCAGUGAGGAAUGCGCACCCCAAGGUUUCGCGAAAACCCUCCAAGCAGAAAGAGGAAUCAACAGUGUAUGAAAACUUGGGGAAAAAGGAGGAGAAGGUGCGGAAACAACGCUCCUCAGAGAAGAAGAUGAAAGGCUCACUAAAGAAAAAAUAAUCAUAUGUUGCAGGUACCCCCAUGGGGGUUUGAACCUGGGCUGCAGGACUGGAGCUCACAUCCCAGCUGGCCUGUCUCGCAUUCCUUGCUCUUGCACUGGAACGAAGCCUUCCCCUUCUGUUCCGUGCCAGCUUUCAGCGCCGUGAACCAGAGCGCUCUCCAGCUCAGCUGACCGACUCCAAGGUCCCUUGCCCGUGCAGGCGAGCUAAGUCUCUCGCUGCCCCCUCCUCAUCCAUUAGCAGGAAAAGGUCACGCCCCACCUUCCCUUGCUCCCUGAGCACUGGGGCCCAAACUCACCUUUGCUCUGUCAGCUUGAGUGGAAUUCUCAGGGAAGAGCUAAGGAAGGUCAAUCCAGGAGCUACAUCUCUGCCCACUGCCGUGAGUUGAGUUUAUCCUGUUUGUGUUCCCUGAAGCUUCAGCUUUUCAAGUAUGGAGGUUUUGGCCUGUUUCAGAUCAGCUCCUCUGCAAUUCAACAGGAGACCUCCUCUUUCUUUAAUACCAACCUUCUGCCCCUCUUAUCCUUUUGCUAUCUCAUCCUUCACCUGGACGCUGUAAAUAUACCAGAA
This is a messenger RNA of Onychostruthus taczanowskii (white-rumped snowfinch), 3577 nucleotides long. RefSeq names its product protein tyrosine phosphatase non-receptor type 6 (gene PTPN6). NCBI's taxonomy places the organism in Eukaryota, Metazoa, Chordata, Aves, Passeriformes, Passeridae. The transcript is spliced from 15 exons. Gene Ontology annotation, molecular function: protein tyrosine phosphatase activity. The coding region runs from base 1185 to 3011 and encodes 608 amino acids. Gene Ontology annotation, biological process: protein dephosphorylation. The record is from RefSeq and is a predicted model, not a curated record.